This is a messenger RNA of Dermacentor silvarum, 5885 nucleotides long. Its product is annotated as fatty acyl-CoA reductase 1. Gene Ontology annotation, cellular component: peroxisome. NCBI's taxonomy places the organism in Eukaryota, Metazoa, Arthropoda, Arachnida, Ixodida, Ixodidae. Bases 710 to 2407 code for a protein of 565 amino acids. The record is from RefSeq and is a predicted model, not a curated record. Gene Ontology annotation, molecular function: alcohol-forming very long-chain fatty acyl-CoA reductase (NADP+) activity. Gene Ontology annotation, biological process: long-chain fatty-acyl-CoA metabolic process. The transcript has 13 exons.
GAAUAUGCCAUGAUCAACCAUGGGCACGCGAUGCGUCAAAGAGAAUCUCAUCCCAAGCAUUGUCCUCACGGGAAAGCAAUUCACGAGAAUCUCAUCCCGAGCAGGGAACCUCACGGGAAAGCAGAGAAAAAAAGAAUACGCACCGUUGCUCUUCGCGAAACGCAACUUUACUCGAGACAACGGUGAAAGAGGAACACGCGAUGGGCUGCGUCGGCCUAGGUGGGCUCGCCGGAGAUGGAGACCACCGGAGAGUCCGUCGUGCAGCAAUUGACGGAAGUGGCUCGGAAGACCCGCCACGAUCUCGGCACGGCAUUUUGAAAUGGGCGUAACAAAUUAUUCGAAUUUACGCCGCUAUAGCGACAGGCGCGUCUGUACGCCACCCAAAGAAGUUUGGGCGAGUGGCAUUGUACAGCAGAUUCGUGUAAAACGCUUAGAUGAUUGUGCGCCGAAGGAGCAUCGGGACGUGUUGAGUCAGCCUCGAUCCAGCGGUCGGCCCGACUUCCGAUUCAAUCCGUCCGCGCAUCUGCUUCAUGUAAAUGGAGCUCGAAGUAUUGGACACCGCAAGAGGGAACCGCGGAGCUCGUUCUGACUGCGUCGUUUGAAUGCGUACCCGCGUGCCGUGCGAUCGCUGCUGCAUCAGUCGGGAGCGUGUAUCCGUGACGGCGAGGGCGUUGGCCCUUCUCGGUCCCGACGCCCGCUUUCGACGGACAUGUUUUCAAGGCCCGCUUGGGCAAUCGACCAAGCAGCGACGAUCGUCUCCGCCACCAGACUGUCCACCCGUGGAGAAACCACCAUGGCGGCGGCGGCGGCAGGGCGCCAUCCACAGCAAAUUCCAUCAUCAGCUGUGGUGACUGAGGAUGAUAAGGGCUCCGUGAUUGCACAGUUCUACCAGGACCAGGUCGUAUUCCUCACAGGAGGAACAGGGUUCAUUGGAAAGGUUCUGCUGGAAAAACUGCUCCGAUCAUGUCCUGGUGUAAAGCAAGUCUACCUACUGGUACGAGGCAAGAGUGGAGAAGGACCUGAAGCCAGGCUCGAAACAAUGCUCAAAUCUAAGGUGUUUGAGCGGCUAAAGCAAGAGCAACCAGGUGCCCUUCAUAAAGUGCGAGCAGUAGCAGGGGACCUGACUCAGCCGAACUUGGGGCUCAGUGCAACUGACCAGGCCACCUUAGUUGCGAAUGUCUCGGUUGUCUUCCACUCAGCUGCCACUGUCAAGUUUGAUGAACCUCUCAAACGAGCGGUUCAGCUCAAUGUUCUGGGUACACGGCGUGUAGUGGAUCUUUGUAAACAAAUGCCAAACCUUCGUGCUCUUGUACAUGUAUCAACAGCAUAUUGCAACUGUGAUAAACCAGAAGUAGAUGAGGUGAUUUACCCUCCACCUGUAGACCCCAAAAAGAUUAUAGAAGCUGCUCAGUGGAUGGAUGAUAAGAUGAUGGACACUAUGAGUGGAUUCCUACUCGGGCAGCGGCCAAACACCUACACCCUUACCAAGGCACUAGCCGAGUCACUGGUGCUUGACGAGCGAGAAGAGCUUCCAGUCGCCAUAGUCCGGCCUUCCAUUGUCACUGCCUCGUGGCGGGAGCCCUUUCCAGGCUGGGUAGACAAUUACAAUGGCUUCACUGGUAUCAUAGUCUCCUGUGGUCUUGGCUUGUUACAGUCAGUAAUUGUAGAAAAAGAUUGCAUAGCUGAUGUCAUUCCUGUGGAUGUAGUGGCUAACAUGCUCAUCUCUGUUGCCUGGAACACUGCCACAACAAGGCCAGAGCAUGUGAGGGUCUACCACUGUACGAGCGGUACCUUACAGCGACAGACGUGGGGUGAAGUGACUGCGACGACGCAGAAGCUGAUUGUGCGGCACCCACUGCCUCAUGUGAUGCGCUUCCCGAAGGUUGCUCUCACCAACAGUGCGGUGUGGCACAGUCUGAACUUGUACUGCCUCCAUUACUUGCCUGCGUGCAUAGGAGACCUGGCCUUGCAGUUAAUAGGACGAAAGCCUAGAUUCUUAUCCCUUUACCAGAAGGUUCGUAAGGGCAUCGAUGUUGUGCAGUAUUUUACAACUCACGGGUGGCUGUUCCGAUCAAACAAUGUGGUGGCACUUGUAGAUGACCUGUCCCUGACAGAUAAGCAGUUAUUCAACUUUGAUGUGCGAAACCUGGAAUGGUAUUUGUACUGGGAACAGUAUGUAUUGGGUAUUCGCAAGUACCUCUUUAAGGCUGAAGUGUCCAAGCUCCCAGAAGCACGAAAGCACAUGAAGUGGCUUUAUGUCAUGCACUUGUGUCUCAACCUGCUUGUGGUCACAUUCGUGUGGCGACUGUUGAUGACACGGUCACAGACCGCACGGAACCUCUGCUACUUCAUGCUGACCUUUGCCACGAGGCUGUGCAAAAUGCUGCCCUCCCUGCGUACCCUGUGAUCUCUGCUGUCACAGAUCUUACGGUGACAACAGUGCAGUGCAAGAUGACAUGCGCCAACAAUGACCACGGCUGCUAAAAACUGCCUAGCUGCCCCACCGACAGUGGCCACAGAGACUAUUUCAAACGGCCACCCUUCCACCAUUCCUCUUGCUCCUGGCCACACAUACGCAUACCACCACGCAUUUGUCACUCAAGGAACCAGAUCUCCUUGCAGCUUCAAGUGAACAUGGCUAUGCGAAUCAUAUAAGGUAUAUGGCAGUUCAAAACGGAUGUGUUGCUGCUGUCCCAUAGGUCACUGUCAGAAAUACUUCCUACUUCACGGGCACUUUGGAUCUGCACACACUGUAUGAUGCACUGAGGAGCUAAGCACACAUGCGCAGACCAUGCAUCUCCGUAAUGUGUACAGUGUUUGCAAUGCUGCAGCAACUACUUACUAUCUCUGCAGUCUGUAGCCACCUGGAUUUCCCAUGCCAAAACUAUGCUCCGCCGUUCAAGCACAGCUUUAGCAUGCUGCGAAACUGACAAAAUGCUGCUUUUGGCUAGCUUUCUUGGCAAGUUGCAUUGGAAUUGUACCGUCUCGGGAAGUUUGGGCUUUCUGCCUUAUACGCAGCCUCUCUCCGAUUUUCCUGAGCUGAUACAAAUUACCAGGCAUCUCGAUAUGUGUAGAAUUGCCAUGAAUGAAACAUUUUUAAAUAAUAGUCAAUGGUUAUCCUUCCACACUCCUUUUACACACCAGAGGCCGAAAUUUGUGACAAUUCCUUUAAUUUUUCAUUUUUUAUGCGCUUUGUCAAGAGCUCACACGAAGCCGCGCCUUCGCUAUUGUCAGGAUCUGUCGCUUGGUAGGAUGUAUAAGGAACAAAUAGAAUCAAUGAAGAAUCCUCAUAAAGUAUGGCCCUUGAUCUACAGUUAUUUUACAUUCUUUGAGAACUCUAGUUCCUUUUGCUAGCUCUCAGUCAAUAAUAAUUGAGCUUAGCAGUAUAUCUGCUUCUUGAAAAUGUGUUAGAAUUUUUUUGCAUAUUGGUGAUGGCAUUGAAGAAUGUGAUAAGCCUGUGUUGCCCAACUGUUUUUAGGAUUAUGCCAUCGUCGCUCCAUAGUACUCUUCAUUUUAGACAGUGGAAACUUUCCAAUGCACUACAGUGUGUCCUUGUGCCUUUUGUUGCAUGUUUUUUUGUUCUCAAAUAUUGGUUACCUGCGCUUGCAUAAGUAACCCGACUGAUUUUUUUUUAGAGUGAUACGUUGCAAUACAAUCACUAAUUACAGGAAUGCUGUACAUUGCAAGCAUAUACAUAGGCCUUUUUUUUUUCACGAGGUGACAAUUAGUGAUUACGAAGGGAGAGUUUUCUUAUUUUUGGGGGAGCGUAUAAUGUUGUUGGCAUUAAAUAUAGAAAGCUUUGAAUUGAAGGCCUAGUCACACUCUUUCUUUGAAGCUUGCAUGCUGUGUCCGCAUUACAAGGUUUUGUUGGUGAACACUAAGUCUUUUAUGAAGCUAGGGGCUGCACUGGCAAUUUUUUCAGCAUCUUGCAGAGUGAAUUAAACUGCGACAAUCUGUGGGCACAGCAAGUAUGCUUGUCUCAGAUUUCACAAUAACUUUUAUACAUCAGCAAGACUUAGCAAUGUAUUUAAAACUGCUAAUUGUAUAGAGUGCAAUAUUAGCAGCAUUUUGAUUUUCACUCAAGCACCACUGCAGAAUGAGCAUGCAUUCUUUUCCUGAACUGUGGUCUUGGUUCAAGUGUACAGCAUUAUAUAGUCUAAUAUAUUUCACACUGCGUCAGUUCCUUAGCCCUAAUCACUCUAGACGAGACCAAUGCCAGCCGCUGUCUCAGUGCUUUCCAGCCAGUGCCUUGAGUCUGCAGUUGUUGGACGAUACACUGCCCGUCCCAGACGGCGCCACCUACCGCCUAACCCAGCUGCAGAGACUGGCUAUGCAUAAUGAGUAGUGGUGCUUGUGUGCAUUCUGUGUCUGGCUUCGAACUGAAGCAUGCUUGCCUCUGGGCUGCAAAGAAUGCAAUCACACUAUGUGCAAUCGCUAGGGUAACAAUGUCUGUGGCUUAUCUCAGAAGCCAGUCAGAACAAAAGCAAAUUGAGCUCUGUUAUCGGCAAUGCCUAGGCCACUUUGAUGUGCCGCCAGAAUGCUGCAGCAAGCACAUCUUCCAAGUAACUAAAGUUUGGGGUUUUUCUCAGUGAAUGCUGCAUUCAGUACGGAAUUAUCUCUGCUGCCACACACCAUUUGCUUCUCAUUGAUCAGUGCUGUGCAACUGUGCCAGGGUUUACUUUAGCGGGAUCUAUGUUUGAUUAUAGCUUUUGACAAGGCUCUAGCUGUAAAUGAUACUUGACAUAUGUAAUGCUAACCUUCUUGAAGACCACUAUCCAAGUGAGAACUUCGAAAGGGUUCUGCCUCUUAAUUGGUGCUGCACCUUGCAAGAGCAAUAUCAGAGGCUGGCCAUCAGAGCAGGGAACCAAGUUUGGAAGGCAACGUUUAGGAAGGCACAGCGCAGCAGAAGGCACCAGCCGACUGUAUACAAUUGUAUAAAUGCAGUCAACAGCAGACUUCAACCAUUCUAUUGUGAAACAGUACUGUUUCCUUUCCUACGUGUGUCCUAUUGCAAGACCUCCUAGAAGAGAGAAAAAAAAAAAAAAAAACCUUGCCACUGGUGACUACAUCAAGCAAUAGACAGGCAGCUACAAUGUUCACCUGCAAUGGUCAGUGCACAACAGUUGUGCUUGGUAUGCUAAUGGGGAACUACUUAUUUUGCUGAGGUAUUGAAACCUUUGUACAAGUUGUAGUUCAAGCAAGCUAACUGCUCCUGCCGCCGGGCAGGCUGCUGUUUCAUGUACAUGGUACCACUCUGCACUUUUUAAGACUGGCUGGCACUGCAUACCGUCAGCUCAUGAGGAACUUCGAAGUGCUUGGUCUUAGCACAGACUUGUCCGCAACGGGGAGGGGGAGCCACCACAUUUAGCUUGUGAAGUCAUUGUACAUUCCUUACUGCCCAUCGAAUGCCAUACGAGUGUUUGCCAUGUAGUUAGUUUGGCUGCUCUAUUUCACCCCUUUCUACAGUAUAACGGCCGCAAGCAAUUUCUGAUGCGUCGGCCGGCAUGACAAAAGUGCACAAAUGGGGACUUUUACCUUUGCUCUAGUGCUGUAUUCCUCUAGGACAUCUUUUUGCAAUUAAAUUACACAGUGGUCACCAGUGCAUCGGUUUGACUGAGGUACUGAUUUUUCUUGAAUAUUUCCUUAGUGCCAAAGUGUACAAUGCGAGAGUGAUGCAGUGCGUAGCAAAGGCACUAGUUUAUGAUGCAGGACAAAGGUAUAGAGGUCGUGAGAUUGCCCUUGUCACUAAAUUCUAGUGUGGUAGUGCAAGCUUCUUAGAACAAGCAUCCAUUUUGGGGGCUAGUGACAAGGUUGUGUGUACCUGUCAAAAUAGGCAACGCAGACACAGCCAUUACAAAAUGAAAUAAAAUCUUGGAAAGGUGAAA